UACAUUGUCAAAAGAUGUCAUGAUUCCGAGAUAGCAAAAGAAUUUAUUUUUGGACACAAAAUUAACAGGUUCAGCUUUAGGCUUAACAUUUCCUAAAGUAAAUCAGUAAGUCUUUACAAUGCCUCCGAAGAAAGGAAAAGGGAAAGAUGCAAAGGCCCCACCACCCCCUGCAAAAGGCGCGAUAGGACCACCUCCGAAGCCUAAAAGGCCUCCACCACCACCAGCAUGUUUCAACAAUGAAGAUCUGGCACGGUUUAAAGAAAUGUUCAAAGCACAUGAUGAGGAAAAUAUCGAUAAGGUACCAUUAGAAGCGAUUCCAUUGAUGCUAAGAAAGCUAGGAUUUAAUCCGAAGACAGCAGAGAUUCGGCAACUAUUCGAAACGUUUUUAGAAGACGAAUAUGUUGACACAGUCGAAUAUCACGAAUGGCUGUUCAUGAUCGAAGCCAAAAUGGGAUGGGGAGACGACUUCGAGCUGGCCGUCACAAAAGCAUUCGCAGCACUAGGGCAUGAUGACGACGAAACGGGUAUUUGUGACUUUGAGCUUCUCAGGGAAGAACUGAUGACUUGGGGUGAGCCGUUCACAGAAAUAGAAUUCGUUGACUGGAUCCGAUUGGCCAUCAAAGAUAAAACUUUCAACAUGGAAGACGGAUCGUUUGCUUACGUCAAGUUUAUCGAGAAUAUGAACAAUAAGGACGUGAGGUACGCUAAGGAACCGAUAAACUUCUUCAAACUUGACCAGAAGACGUUGGCUGAGAUGGCGAUGAAGAAGGCUCAAGAAGAAAGAGAGGAGCAGGAGAGGAAGGAUGCCGAAAAGAGAGCUAGAGAAGAAGCUAAGAGACAGAAGAUGAUAGCUGAUGGGCUUUUACCACCAGAUUAAACAUAGAGUGAUUCAGUGUCGUUUAUUUUGGGUGCAAAUAUUUCCAGUCAAUAAACAACUGAGCAGCUGUAUGAAAUAUAUUUUAGUGGUUCAGAAG
Messenger RNA from Ostrinia furnacalis (Asian corn borer), 974 nucleotides. RefSeq names its product probable calcium-binding protein CML7. The coding region runs from base 119 to 877 and encodes 252 amino acids. NCBI's taxonomy places the organism in Eukaryota, Metazoa, Arthropoda, Insecta, Lepidoptera, Crambidae. The transcript has 2 exons. The record is from RefSeq and is a predicted model, not a curated record. Gene Ontology annotation, cellular component: myosin II complex.